AUGAAGUCACUGGCCAUCCUUGAAUCAAAUCCCAACCAAAAUAAUAAUGUCACGGUGGUUUUGGAAGUUUUAGAUUUACAUACUGCUAAGGAUAUAACGGAUGUUAUUAAUAUACUAGAUGAAUUAUUCCCCAAACUCAAAUCUAAAGAUUUCGAUCAUCAAGAACUUACUCUUAUAUAUGAUUCUAAUGAUUAUGACGAUAUGAGUAUAUUAAAUGCCAUAUCAGAAAUUGGAUUCCCCGUGAAAAUCUUGUCUAGUACAGCACCACAAUGUAAAACAACGGUUAAUAUUCAAGGCAUGACAUGUGGUGCAUGUUCAGCUUCUAUAACUGAAGCAUUAGAGAAAACUCCUGGGGUUUAUAAGGCAUCAAUUUCAUUGGUUACCGAAAAUGGAUUAAUUAUGCAUUCACCUAAAUUAUCCCCUGAAAAUAUUAUAACUAUUAUUGAAGAUUGUGGAUUUGAUGCACAAAUUGAAAGUUCAAAAACUAAACAAUCACUGGCACCAGAAUCUCUGCAAGAUCAACUGAAAAGAUUAAAUACUACUAUUGGAAUAAUUGGAAUGACUUGUGGUGCUUGUUCGGCUUCAAUAACUAAUGUUUUAGAAAAAUUACCUGGAGUGGAAAAUGUAUCAGUUUCAUUGAUCACUGAAGAAGCUUCGAUUGUUCAUGAUUCUACGAUCACUACGGUUCAACAAUUAAAAGAGGCGAUUGAAGAUUGUGGAUUUACGCCAACAUUCAAUAAAUCAAUAAAUUUAAAUCAAUACCAAAAUACCAAUGAUUCUAAUGAAGAAGUUACUCUAAAAAUUGUUGGAGUUAAUCAUACUACUGAUUUAAUUGGUUUACGUUAUAAUAUUGAAGCUUAUUUAAGAAGUAUAUCAGGGGUUCAAAAAUUCGAACUAACAUUACGUGGUAUGAAUGCUAGUUCUAAUAUAAUGCCGACCCAAGUUGGUACAUUAAUAACUGAAGAAGAUACUAUUGCUGAUGUUAAAAGUCUUGUUAACGAAUUAGUUUUCCAAUAUGAUUCCGAUAGUGUUGGGAUAAGAGAUAUUAUCGAUGGAUUAAAUACUAUCAGUGAUAAUAUCGAAUUUAUGGUGAUAAAUUCAUUGGAUCAAUCAUCAGCUACUCAAUUGAAAUUAUUAUCAAAAGUCAAAGAUAUCAAUUAUUGGAAGAAAAUUUUCAUUCAAAGUCUUUUAUUUGGGAUCCCAGUAUUAUUUUUAAAUCAUACUAAGAAUUGGCCCAUUUGGAAAACUACCAUGAUUUUCCCAGGAUUAUAUUUGGUUUCAUUAUUGGAAUUGAUUCUAAGUACAUAUAUUCAAUUUUAUUUGGGUUCAGUAUUUAUAAAGAAAUUCUCAUCAUUUUUACGUAAAAAAUUUAAAGGGGCUACAAUGGAUGUAUUGGUUUGUAUAUCAACCAUGUGUUCAUAUAUUUUUUCAUUAACAACUAUUAUAGUUAGUGUUUGGAAUGGACAAAAAAAUGGUCCUCCACCAGUAUUAUUUGAUACUUUGGUGAUGUUGAUUUCAUUUGUGUCCUUUGGGAAAUUAUUAGAAAAUAAAGCUAAAGGUGCCACCUCAACUGCAUUAUCGAGUUUAUUGUCGUUAACCCCAUCUACUUGUACUAUUAUUAAUGAUAUUCCUGGAUAUCAGAAAUUUAUUGAAGAUCAACAAUCUUUGGAAAAAUCAGAAAAGAGUAAUCUGUUAUCCAUGCAAGAAUUCCCCACUAGAGUCAUAAGUAUUGAUUUAGUUCAACCUAAUGAUAUUGCCAUUGUUUUACCAGGAGGUAAAGUUCCAGCUGAUGGUGAAAUUGUUUUCGGUGAAACCGAAAUUGAUGAAUCUUUAAUAACAGGUGAACCAUUACCAGUUUAUAAAAAAUUGAAAGAUAAAGUUAUAGGUGGAUCUAUUAAUGGACCUCAUUUAAUUCAUAUUAAAGUGACACAUACUGGGAAAAAAUCUCAAUUACAACAAAUCAUCAAUUUAGUUAAAGAAUCUCAAGUUAAUAAAGCUCCAGUACAAAAAUUCUCUGAUUAUAUUGCUGCUAGAUUUGUCCCCUUUGUAUUGUUAUUGGCAAUAUUUACAUUUAUACUUUGGAUGAUAAUUUGUUUCACUAUCCAUCAAGAUAAAUUACCAAAAAUUUUCCAAAAUGAAACUAAUGGGAAAUUUUUCGUUUGUUUAAAAUUAUCAAUUUCAGUUAUUGUUGUUGCUUGUCCUUGUGCUUUAGGAUUAGCAGCACCAACUGCAGUUAUGGUAGGGACAGGUGUUGGAGCAAUUAAUGGAGUAUUAAUUAAAGGGGCUAAAGUUUUAGAAAAAAUCACUGGAGUUAAUAUAAUACUUUUUGAUAAAACCGGGACUUUAACCACUGGUGAAAUGUCAUUAGUUAAUUUCCAACCAAUUAUGUCAAAAUCAAGUAUAACUAUUUCUGAUUGGUGGAAAUUAGUGGGGUCAGUAGAAUGUCAUUCGGAACACCCUAUUGGUAGAGCUUUAACUAAACUGGCUAAAACAAACUUGAAUUUAAAUUUUGAUGAUGAUCAUUUUGACACCACAGUAAAUGAUAUUAAUGUAUUGAUAGGAUUAGGAAUUCAAGCAAAUGUAACAUUAGCUAAUAACCCACAAACUCAAUUUAAUGUUUAUGUUGGUAAUGAUAAAUUAAUUGAAUCAAAAUUCCCAAAUUUAUUAAACAAUAUUGAUGAAAAAUUAUUACAUUCGGCCAAUACUGUAUCACAUGUCAUUAUUGACGGAGAAUAUAGUGGAUACAUUGAAUUAACUGAUGCAUUAAAAUCUGGUUCUUGGGAAGUGGUCAAUUAUUUGAAAACUCAAGGCUAUAUUGUUGGUAUGGUCACGGGUGAUAAUCGUGGUGCCGCUUUAAAAAUUGCUCAAGAAGUAGGAAUCCCCUUUGAUAACGUUUUUUAUGAAGUUUCCCCCAUACAUAAAGAUAAUGUCAUUACUGAUUUACAUAAUCGUCUUGGAGGCAACCAAAGUAGUAGUGUUAAUGUUGCAUUUAUUGGUGACGGUAUAAAUGAUGCCCCAGCAUUAGCUAAAGCUGAUAUUGGAAUGGCUAUUAGUUCUGGUACCGAUAUUGCUAUUGAAAGUGCUGAUAUUGUAUUGAUUGGUGGACGUAGUAAUCAAACUGAUUUACAUGGAGUUGUUAAUGCCUUACAAAUCUCAACCGCUACUUUCAAUAGAAUUAAAAUCAAUUUCUUAUGGGCAAUAAUUUAUAAUAUUUUCAUGUUACCAUUUGCCAUGGGUUGCUUUUUACCAUUGAAUAUUGUUUUACCACCAGUUGCAGCUGGUGCUGCCAUGAUGUUUAGUUCUCUUAGUGUUGUGUUCAGUUCAUUAUUAUUGAAAAGAUGGACCCCACCAAAAAUUGAAACUAAGAAAACUUUUAUUGAUGAUUUAGAAAUGGGAAACAAUGCCACCGGUGGUGAUGGUGAUGGAUUUAGUUUGAAAAAUGGUACAAUAGAAGAAUUUAAUAAUGUGAAAAGAAAAAGCGCCGUUAAUUUUAGUUCAUUAUUUGCCAAGAUGACUACAACAAGAAGAAAUAGAAGAGGAGGGGGAGGAGGAGGAGGAAGACUGAAUGGAAACAAUAAUCAAUCUUAUGAAUUAGUAUCCAAUAGGUUUUCAUGA
Candida albicans SC5314 is the source of this 3615-nucleotide messenger RNA. RefSeq names its product Cu(2+)-transporting P-type ATPase (gene CCC2). The transcript has a single exon. The coding region runs from base 1 to 3615 and encodes 1204 amino acids. NCBI's taxonomy places the organism in Eukaryota, Fungi, Ascomycota, Pichiomycetes, Serinales, Debaryomycetaceae. Gene Ontology annotation, cellular component: membrane. Gene Ontology annotation, molecular function: P-type divalent copper transporter activity; ATP binding; copper ion binding. Gene Ontology annotation, biological process: copper ion homeostasis; monoatomic cation transport. The record is from RefSeq and is a predicted model, not a curated record.